AUGGAUUGGGGCGUUCCUGUCCAUUGGGUCCAGCGCGUGGAGUGAGCUGGUCGUUGAUGCCAGGACUGAUACUGGGCCACAGCUUGAUCAUGGCUUUCGGCAGAAGAAAAGACGAGGCUGAGAGUAACGAUGGCGAGCUCGAGAACGACGAUGGCGAUGACCUCGAUGACGAUGACGGUGGUGGUGGUGGUUGUAGAGGUUGAUUAUGAUUAGAGGGGGCCAGUGAUGGAUUGGAACCGGUUCCAGUUGCCCGAGAUUUCUUCGAAGCUGGGACCUGUGGAGCGAGGGUCAUCUGCAUUCCGAGUAUAUCUUUCGGUUACCCGCGAGGUGGAGCAGGACAAGAAGAGAAAAGACACUCUGAAUGUAAGCCUUUGCCUUUAA
Molecule: messenger RNA, 381 nt
Organism: Serpula lacrymans var. lacrymans S7.9
Lineage: Eukaryota; Fungi; Basidiomycota; Agaricomycetes; Boletales; Serpulaceae
Exons: 1
Source: RefSeq, a predicted model, not a curated record